AUGUCAUACCUAUUCUCGGCCAUCAGGGAUUACGUCCGUCCUCAUACCACAACUAAUGCUGAAUCAACCGAAGAAGCCUCCACAGGAAACACAACUCAAAACAGCACCAUCACCGUCCCCCAAAAAGAUACCCUUGCACCAGCAACUACAACAGCCUCUCACCCAUAUGCAAACAAUGUCAACAGUGGCCAGAACAGGAUAAUGGUCCAGCCUGCAUCUAAAAACAGCUCCCUCUCCAUCCCAACAAUCUCGUUGAACUCGCUCCAACCACCUGUCAUCCGAACAACCUCUUCUGACGGUAGCAGCGACGACUCGGACUCGGACUCCGAGAAUGAUUCGUCCGAGGUUAAGAUUGCGACGCCGUAUCUUGCCACCUCAACAGCAAUAGAUACGCCUUUCAUGACCCUCUCCACUGCUGAUGAUCCGGACAAUGAGGUGACGCCUAGUUUCCCAGCAGUAGGUGGACCCCAGCGCCUGGCUGCCUGCUCGACGGAUCCAAAGUCAAAGAGGAGGAUCAAGUUUGCCCUGGCACCUGGACAUUCUCCUCUCGACUGGGCUCGUCUCACCACCUCUGGAAAAGACCUUCGCGGUGUGGAUUCAUUUGGCCGUUACACAUUGGAAGAUGUCAAAGAACACAAGAGCUAUGACGAUGCAUGGACAGUACUCAACGGCAAAGUCUACAACAUGACGGCAUACCUGCCCUUCCAUCCUGGAGGAGAGAAAGAGAUCAUGCGCUGUGCUGGUCGUGACGGCACACGGCUCUUCAAUUUGACACACAAAUGGGUCAACUACGAGUAUAUGUUGAAGGAGUGCCAGGUCGGGUUCUUGGUGUCCGACGGGCCCUCUUCAAACAAGCUCCGGGCACAAUAA
Molecule: messenger RNA, 870 nt
Organism: Linnemannia hyalina
Lineage: Eukaryota; Fungi; Mortierellomycota; Mortierellomycetes; Mortierellales; Mortierellaceae
Source: the annotation of a GenBank genome assembly